AAAACUCAACAGUUAUUAUCAAAGGAGCAUCCGGACUGCAGAUAUGUACCCCUCCGCCCGCAUCCGUCGCAGCGACGAUCUUGCCAAACUAGCCGACUACCAUAUCCAGCAUGACCUCUCAUCGUCGGACCGCGAUGCGCUGAAGUCCGCCGCAAAGACCGUUUCCCUCUGGACAACAGUCGGAUCAGCAGUUGGUAUUGGCCUCGGACUUUACGCUGCGUUCCGCUUGCGCACUUCGAGGAAGGCCUUCUUUGAUGUCUUUCGCGCGGCAGAGAAGCCGACCCAAGUUGUCUUUGCGGAUGGACGGACCGAGGCGAUUCCUGAUAUCACGCCGCUGCUCAAACCAAGCACGGUGGGAGACUUUGUUACCUAUUUCUUCGCCUCCAUGGGCGGUCUCUUUCUCGGUGGUGAACUCGGCUUUCUUGGUGGUGCAGCAAGCGGAAGCCGGACGCUAACAGGCGAUCCUGAGAGAAAGAAGCGGAUUGAGAAUGCCUUCCGGAGCUUCCGUGCGGACACGCUGCGAAAGGAAGCCGAUGAGCUAGAGAAGGGCAAGUCAGUCACAGACGAGAUGUUCUGAGGUGUAAAUCGGAGUGUUGAAAGCAGUCUUGACUUUCUGACCGAUUGAGGAAAUUGAUUUAUGUUUAGCCCCAAUAUUGGUGACGGCUCUGUACGAUUAUGAUGUGGGGGACGAUCUUAAUCCUCAGUAUAUGUACUAUAUCUCAAAGCGCACAAUUUGAUAGGCCUGGAUGGCCUCUGUUACGUUUCGCCAUGUCUCCAUGAGCGUCAGGUCACAAGCAACGUCCUUCUUUCAACCGCGCUUUGUCGACACAGUUCUAUCAACUUCAUCACCAGUUCCGCAUCUC
Aspergillus nidulans FGSC A4 is the source of this 863-nucleotide messenger RNA. RefSeq lists its product as uncharacterized. The transcript has 3 exons. Bases 44 to 577 code for a protein of 177 amino acids. The record is from RefSeq and is a predicted model, not a curated record. Lineage: Eukaryota; Fungi; Ascomycota; Eurotiomycetes; Eurotiales; Aspergillaceae.